GGCUCACCACCUCACAAGCCUCGGGGUCCCUGGGAUGACCAAAGGGGGAAUGGAGUCGGUCGAACUGUUCACGUCGGAAGGCAAAGGCAGGGGCUUGAAAGCACAGAAGGAAUUCUUGCCUGGGGAUGUCAUCUUUGCAGAGCCAGCCUAUGCAGCUGUGGUUUUUGACAGCCUGACACAUGUCAUCUGCCACACCUGCUUCAAGCGGCAGGAGAGGCUGCACCGCUGCGGCCAGUGCAAGUUUGCUCACUACUGCGACCGGACCUGCCAGCGAGCAGCCUGGCUGGAGCACAAGCAGGAGUGCGUCGCCCUCAAGAGGCACGGCAAGGCUCCCUCCGAAAACAUCCGGUUGGCUGCCCGCAUCAUGUGGAGGAUAGAGAGGGAAGGCAGUGGGCUGGCAGAGGGCUGCCUGGUCUCCAUCGACGACCUGCAGAACCACGUGGACAGCUUCAGCGAGGAGGAGAAGAAGGAGCUCCGUGUGGAUGUGGAGAGCUUCCUGGAGUUCUGGCCACCCCAGAGCCAGCAGUUCGGCAUCCAGUUCAUCUCCCACAUAUUUGGAGUGAUCAACUGCAAUGGCUUUACCCUCAGUGACCAGAGAGGACUGCAGGCUGUUGGCGUGGGAAUCUUCCCCAACCUGUGCCAGGCUAACCAUGACUGCUGGCCCAACUGCACUGUCAUCUUCAACAACGGCAAUCAUGAGGCUGUAAGAUCAAUGUUCCACACACAGAUGAGGAUCGAGCUGAGGGCACUGAGCAAGAUUUCUGCAGGGGAGGAGCUGAGUGUUUCCUACGUGGACUUCCUGAGCCUGAGCGAGGAGCGGCGCCGGCAGCUGAGGAGGCAGUACUACUUUGACUGCACCUGUGAGCACUGCAAGAAACAGAUCAAGGACGACCUGAUGCUGGCAGUGAAGGCAGGGGAAAGCAAGCCCUCUGCAGAAGCAGUGAAGGAGGUGGUGCAGCUCUCCAAGGACACACUGGAGAAGAUCAACAAGGCCAGGAUGGAGGGACUGUACCAUGAGGUCGUGAAGCUGUGCCGGGAGUGUCUGAAGAAACAGGAGCCUGUGCUGGGGGACACCAACAUCUACCUCCUGAGGAUCCUCAGCAUUGCCUCUGAGGUGCUCUCCUACCUCCAGAUGUUUGAGGAAGCAGCUGACUACGCCAAGAGGAUGGUGGAUGGCUACCUGAAAAUAUAUCAUCCCAACAAUGCCCAGCUGGGCAUGGCGGUGAUGCGGGCAGGGGUUACUCACUGGCAUGCUGGGCUCAUUGAAGCAGGGCAUGGGCUCAUCUGCAAAGCCUAUGCCAUCCUCCUGAUAACCCACGGACCUUCCCACCCCAUCACCAAGGAUCUGGAGGUCAUGCGUGUCCAGACCGAGAUGGAGCUGCGCAUGUUCCAGCAGAACGAGUUCAUGUACUACAAGAUGAGGGAAGCUGCCCUCAAAAACCAAAAGAUCCAAAUCAUGCCUGAACCCAGCAAUGAGACCUCACCAAGCCUCUUCCACAAGAAGGAGUAAACCCAUGCCUUGACCCAAAUCCAUGCCCGUGGAUAAUGUUCCCAUCAUUACUAAUGCUGUGGCCUAUCCUCAGCUCUUAUUUCCAGUGGCUCCAGACUGACAGCAUGGACCUGCUGGGAGAGAGUCCUGAAAGCUCUGCUGAGGGUGCAAAGCACAAGAGAUCUUGGCAGAAACAACAUCCUUUUUUCUACCACCAGCAUUAAAAUCAA
Molecule: messenger RNA, 1719 nt
Organism: Indicator indicator
Lineage: Eukaryota; Metazoa; Chordata; Aves; Piciformes; Indicatoridae
Gene: SMYD1
Product: SET and MYND domain containing 1
Exons: 10
Coding region: 35-1510 (491 amino acids)
Cellular component (GO): nucleus
Molecular function (GO): histone H3K4 methyltransferase activity; protein binding
Source: RefSeq, a predicted model, not a curated record